CAGCGGGUUUCGUCGUUUUGACGCCAUAUAACCGUAAAUAAAAUGUGUUACGUGCGUCGUUAAAUUAAACAUUUCUUUCUUUUUUUCAUUGCCAACCAUUUAAUUGAUUGGGAGAGAUAUCCUGUGUUGAAUGAGGAGCACUUCUGUAAACGUCAGCAAAGGUCCAUCAUGGUGCCACUUUUGGUAAUGCUGUUGGAGGCAUUCUGAUUAUACAGCCAGUUCAAUGCCAUCUUCGACAUUUGAUCUCGCCUACGAUUGAGUGUGUCAGAGUAGAAAUAUUAGAAAACUGAAAUUUUCCACACCUGUAUUUGAAGAUUAUAUUACUUCAGAAAUGCAGAUCGUCAACUGAACAGCGGUGGAUACAAGUCUUUUUUCACCCAGUGUUAGUUAAAAUGCAGAUAUUCAGUGGAUAUUUUAUCAACUCUGUCUUCACCUUUUGAUGGAUUGGAACGAUGGACACAUGUACAGAGUAGAGCUGUCCAUCAACAACUAGUGUAUUAGCUUGUCAGUUUGAUCAGGAGUACUAAAGUUGCUUGUCUUUAGACCAGUCGUCUGAAUAGCAGCAUCCAUCGUAGACAAUCAAUCGAUUUUCACUAGGGUUUGGAUUGUACUGAGAGCAGCGGUCCAUGUCGUUUGAAGGAAGGAGACUUACAACUGAAUUAUUAUUAACUAUUGGAUUACCUAUAUUUGUUUCAAAUGAUGGACUUAAUACAGAUUGGAUAAAAAAAUAAAUAUGAAGAAACCUUGGUAAGAGUUGGAAUGUCGUAAUAACAGCAUUAUGAGGCUGUUUUCACGGAGCCUGCCUUUGCUGUUGGUGGCUCUAGUCAACUCAGUAUGGACAGCAGGCCCACCAAGAAUUACCUUGGCACCCAAGAGUCAAAAAGUUGCAGAGGAGACCAAAGUUAGCUUCUUCUGCAAGGCAUCAGGAAACCCAGCGCCUAACUUUCACUGGGAAAAAGGAACUAAACGUAUAAAUACUCGCCGGAAUAGAUAUGUGAUUACAGAAGUGCCCCACCUAUCUGUGUUACGGAUAGAACCUGUUAAAGCCAAGCGGGAUGAUGCAGUGUACACGUGCGUUGCUAACAAUGGACAGGGGGAGGCACGUGCUAAUGCCACCCUUCAUGUGUAUAAGAAAGUCGAAGAUGGAAACAACUUCCCUAGUGGCUAUCCCCGGAUAACGGUGAACCCAAGUUUGAAAUCGGUUGAGAAAGGUCACAAUGCGAUUAUGAAAUGUGAGGCUGCGGCUGACCCCGACCCAUCGAUUCUGUGGCUGAAGGAUCACGUGCCUGUGGACAUGAGUGAUCCACGGAUAACACUGCUCGAUACAGGAUACCUACAGAUACAGAACAGCCAGGAAUCUGAUGCAGGCCGUUACGAAUGUGUUGCUGAAAACAACCUUGGGGUUGCCUAUUCUUUUGCAGCCAUGCUCUAUGUCAAAGUUCGUCGUGUGCCUCCUCAUUUUUCAAUCCCACCAGAGGACACCAAGAUCAUGCCGAAUGCCGAUGUCAACCUCACGUGCGUUGCAGUAGGAUCGCCAAUGCCGUAUGUCAAGUGGCGAGAAGGGGCACGAGAACUGACAAAUGAGGAUGAAAUUCCGAUUGGUAGAAAUAUUUUACAGCUCAAAGAAGUAAAAGAGUCAAAGAAUUACACCUGUAUUGCGUCUUCAGAUUUGGGAAACAUAGAAGCAACAGCAUCGGUUAUUGUUGAAGCUUUGCCGAGCCCACCCACAGGUUUGAAAGUCUCGGAGGUAACCGCCACGUCGGUCAAACUGUCCUGGGAGUCGGCUGCGACCACGCCUGAUACUUCAUAUAUUGUGCAGUUCAAAUCGAAACACUCGCCCGGAGCUCGCUAUAAAGAGAAAACCAAUAUCGGAAGUACCACGUACACAGUCAGGCACCUGGAUGCCUUCACGAAUUACGAAUUUCGAAUUGUUACUGUGACAAAAGUUGGGCGCGGACCCCCAAGCAAUCCCAUAGCAGUGAAAACCGGAGAACUAGCUCCUGGAAGUCCACCUCGAAAUGUACGUGCUCGUGCCGCCAGCUCAACAACUAUCAUCGUGUCAUGGCAGGCGCCACAGAUUCCUAAUGGAAUAAUUGAGGGUUACAAAGUGUUUUACACGCUGAAACCUGAAAAGCCAAUAUUCUUCUGGGACUCGCAAGAUGUGAUGAACGACAACAAAUUGACGACAAUCAGCGGCCUGCAACCCAACCAAACAUACACCAUAAGUGCACUGGCAUACUCGAGCAUUGGCCAAGGGCCCAUGUCACACCCUAUUCAAGUUCUAACUACUCAAGGAGCGGGGCCCCCAGUCCCUUUCCAACCAAUCAAUCUUCAUGCGGAUCCAAUUUCGCCCAAUGACAUUGAGGUUUUUUGGGAUGCUCCCCAGGAAGUGGACAGCAUUACGAGUUACGAGUUGUAUUACAAUGACUCGCACUUCCGUCAGAACGUGCGGAUCAGCAUCAACCCUCCCGUUGAGAAAUACAAACUCACGGACCUGACUCCUGACACGGUCUACCACAUCCAGGUGUCGGCCAAGUCGCACCGGGGCGAGGGUCCGCGGACCCCGACAAUCCAAGUGAAGACGCUGCAGUAUGUCCCUGAAGCCCCACCCCAGGCAGUAAGUGGCAGAUUUGUGGAUGCUCAUCGUCUGAAGGUCUCGUGGAAACCGCCACGACGUGACAAACAAAAUGGCGCCAUUCAGGGUUAUCAAAUAUUUUAUGUGGAAAACGAUAGCAGUGACAAUGCGUUUUCCGAUGCCAAGAACGAAACCGUGAAAGGCGAUUCCCGGGAACAUGAAAUAAAGAACCUGCGCACUUGGACGAAAUAUAAGAUCUGGGUUUUGGCUUUCACGAGGGUUGGCAAAGGUCCUCCCUCACAACCCAUCAUUGUGCAGACGGACGAGGAUGUUCCCGGAGAACCAAAGAGAGUGAGAGUGGAGGCCAUUAACUCGACUGCCAUUUUUGUCGAAUGGCGGCCACCUUCAAACCAGAAUGGAAUUAUUCGCGGCUACCAAGUCUACUACACUGAAGUUAACAGUAACGAUGAGCCGAUACCUGGCAAAACUCAGCGAUUUCAAGACACCUUCGAUGGCACAAAACACGAGGCAGUGAUUACCUCCCUUGAACCAGAUACACGCUACACCAUUCGAGUUGCUGGUUAUACGAGGAAGGGGGACGGCAUACGAAGUCGGGUUAAGAUAAUAACCACCAAGGGUGCAGUUCCCACACCACCUCGAAAUGUGCAUGUUGAUCUGAUCCAAGAAGACCCGCCGCGAGUCAAGGUCACGUGGCAGAGGCCGAGAGAGACGCACGGCCCGCUGGAGAAUUACAAGAUUAUCUGGGGGCGGUCCGGGGAGAGAUAUGAGGAGAAGAUCAUCGCGGCAGAUAUCUACUCCUUUGUAACCUACUCCCUUGACAAGGGUACGACAUACGAGUUCCGAGUGUCUGCGAAGAAUGAUGUGGAUUACGGGGAGCGGAAUGUCCAGACAAUAAAAACACCAGACGGAGCCCCUGCCGGAGCACCUCAAAACUUCACUGCCACUGGUCUGAGUGAGACGAGUGUACACCUCACCUGGGACUUGCCGGCUCGUGCCCUGCGUAACGGCGACAUCGUCAUGUACCAGAUCACCUACCACAAGCUGUCCGACCCCAUCAACGAGGAGGACCUCAAUGUCACUGACACGUUCGUCGACAUCCUCGGGCUGGAGAUGAACACCGACUACAUCUUCACCAUCAAGGCUUACACCAGCAAGGGCUCGGGGCCCUGGAGUAACAAGCUUCACUUCAGGACCUUCGGAAGAAUGCCUCCAGCACCAAAGAAUGUGAAAAUCCGCCGCACGUCGUCCUCGAUCAUCGAGGUGACGUGGGACGAGCCGAACUUCCCGGUGGCCGGUUACCGCAUCUACUACAACAUGUUUGCCACGCCGGACAUGGACGUGUGGCAGACGCUGGACACUGGACCCUACACAGUGGCCGAAAUCACCGGCCUUGAGCCCCACACUGUGUACGCAGUCCGGGUCCAGGCCAAGUCGGUGGACGAACGCUAUGGAAACCUCUCGGAGGUGGUCACUUCUGACUUCAUACCUCCGUAUCGACGCGACACAGUGCAGAAUUUUCGUGUGACUCUUCGUAAUUCCAACAUGGUGAAGUUAUCAUGGGAUCGCCCGGAGAAGCCUUACGUAAAUUCUUAUCUUCUGAAGUACGAAGGUGUGAAGCACUACCGUGAGAAUGACGCCAUCAAACAGGUGUACCAGGGCCCGGAGGAGGUGCGUAUCCCCGGCCAGUACUCCCAGUGGACCCUGCAGAAUCUGCAGCCCAAGAUGAGGUUUGACUUCAACAUCAGCGUCAUCUUCCAGGACGGAUCUGUCGGAGAGGACCAACACAUCACCACGGAAACACUCAUUGAAGCUCCGCACUACGUGCAUCGGCCUGAGAUAAUCAAGAUCUCGAAGGGAUCGAUCACGCUGAAGCUAAGGCGGGCCUCUGAGAAGAACGGUCCCAUCAGUCACUACCAUGUGAUCGUGGUUCCACAGAGGCACGACCAAACGCUGCAGAAGUUUCCACAGGACUUUACACUUGAUAUGCUUUCAAGAGACACUGAAAGCGUGGACAAUCCGGCUGCCUAUCCCUACAUUGCCGCUCGGUUCGAUGCUCGGAACUUGCCGUCUGAGUUUGAGCUAGGCAAUGGUCAGGAAUACGAGGCGUUCUUCAACCGACCCCUGGACCCUGAAGAUCAGUACCGAGUCUUCCUACGGGGAUACUCUGUUGAUCCUCGGUUGUACACAUCCAGUGACUACUCUGAACUCAUCCAGCUAACUGAUGACGGGUCCACCAUUUGGGUGAAUCCGAACACUCACAGGAAGCCCGGUGGGAACAAUGGGAAGUCGGGGCAGAACACCAUUUCUGUUGGCGGACCUGAAGAGGUGGAGGAAAGCAAUGAAAAUAACAAACUUCUUAUGAUCGUGGCACCGGCUUGUGGCGGCGGGGUUUUUCUUAUUUUAAUCUGCGCAGUCAUAGCUUUUUUAAUGUUCCGCAAAAAGUCCAGUUCCAAAGGAGCCAUCCUCGAACCCGAGUCUAAAGUUAUGGUGGAUAUCCCGCCAUACCUGGUGGAUCCUGUGGAAAUGCGACGACAGCAUUACCAAACCCCUGCUAUGAUCUCCCACCCGCCCAUACCGAUAGAGAGACUGGCCGAGCACAUUGAUAACUUAAAAGCGAACGAUAACCACAAGUUCUCGCAGGAGUACGAGUCGAUCGAGCCUGGACAGCAGUUCACGUGGGACAACUCGAACCUGGAGGUGAACAAGCCGAAGAACCGGUACGCCAACGUGAUCGCGUAUGACCACUCCCGCGUCAUCCUCCAGCCCAUCGACGGCGUCCCGGGCAGCGACUACAUCAACGCCAACUACAUGGAUGGCUACAGGAAGCAGAACGCUUACAUUGCCACUCAGGGACCACUUCCAGAGACAUUUGGUGAUUUCUGGAGAAUGGUUUGGGAACAGAGGUCCACAACCAUAGUGAUGAUGACCAAAUUGGAGGAAAGGUCACGGAUUAAGUGUGACCAGUACUGGCCGGUGCGCGGUGCCGAGACGUACGGCAUCAUGCACAUUCACCUGGUGGACGUCACCGAGCUGGCUACAUACACCAUCAGGACAUUCCAGGUGGCCAAGUACGGAUGCCCAGAGAAGCGCGAGAUCCGUCAGUUCCAGUUCACGGCCUGGCCGGACCACGGUGUCCCCGACCACCCCACGCCGCUGUUGAUGUUCAUGAGACGCGUCAAGUCAUGUAACCCGCCCGACGCAGGCCCCAUGGUGGUGCACUGCAGUGCUGGAGUUGGCAGAACUGGAGCUUUCAUAGUUAUAGACGCCAUGUUAGAGAGGAUUAAGCAUGAAAAGACUGUUGAUAUAUACGGGCACGUGACCUGCCUUCGAGCUCAACGAAACUACAUGGUCCAGACUGAGGACCAGUACAUCUUCAUUCACGACGCGCUGGCCGAGGCGGUGCAGUGCGGAAACACUGAGGUGGCCGCCAGGAACCUCUCUGUUCACAUUCAGAAACUCACCCAGCCCGAGCCCGGGGAGACCGUCACGGGCAUGGAGCUAGAGUUCAAGAGGUUAGCUAACGUGAAGGCUAGUCCUAAUAGAUUUGUUAGUGCAAACCUUCCGGUCAACAAAUUUAAGAAUAGACUUGUCAACAUACUGCCUUAUGAGUCAACAAGAGUAUGUCUACAGCCUAUUAGAGGAGUGGAUGGCUCAGAUUAUAUCAAUGCAAGCUUUAUUGAUGGUUACCGAUACAAGAAGGCGUACAUUGCCACACAAGGUCCUCUAGCUGAGACGACCGAAGAUUUCUGGCGAAUGUUGUGGGAACACAAUUCCACCAUUAUUGUCAUGUUAACAAAGCUUAGAGAGAUGGGCAGGGAGAAGUGCCACCAGUACUGGCCGAGUGAACGGUCAGCGCGCUAUCAGUAUUUCGUGGUUGACCCCAUGACGGAGUACAAUAUGCCACAGUAUAUCCUCCGAGAGUUCAAGGUCACAGAUGCCAGGGAUGGUCAGUCCCGGACAAUACGUCAAUUCCAGUUUACAGAUUGGCCUGAACAAGGUGUGCCAAAAUCAGGCGAGGGCUUCAUUGAUUUCAUUGGUCAAGUGCACAAAACAAAAGAACAGUUUGGACAAGAAGGACCAAUCACAGUCCACUGCAGUGCUGGUGUGGGUCGUACCGGCGUGUUUAUCACUCUCAGUAUUGUGUUGGAGCGGAUGCGUUAUGAAGGCGUUGUGGAUAUGUUCCAGACAGUGAAGAUGCUCAGAACACAGCGGCCUGCAAUGGUUCAAACAGAGGAUCAGUACCAGUUCAACUAUCGAGCAGCACUAGAGUACCUCGGAUCGUUUGACCACUAUGCAAACUGAGGUGACCGCUGGCAGUCGCGGCACCAGGAUGUCGUUUCCACUCGUUGUGCUAGUGUUGGUUAUAGCAGGUCACCACGCGACGACGCGGGGCUGGAUCCGUACACAGCCUGCCAACGUCACUGUUCCAUCGUUGUUAGUGGAUCAACUAUUUAUAUUUAGGAUAAUAUUAUUUUGUCGACAACGCAUGCUCACACUUGGGAUCAAAGACUUUAAAAAAAUAAAUAGAUAAAAAGAUCAUGCAUUCGAUGGAACUGUUUCAGUUCAGUGAUCAGUCUGUAGUGUUCUUAUUUUACAUGCCAGGUUGGAUGUGUGUCUGUUGUUGUGGUUUUCUUUUUAAAAAAUUGGUUGCCAUGGUGACUGAUGGCACUAAUACACUCAAGGCUGCUUCCAAAAACGUUGCCGGAGAUUCCAGCUACAUCCCGCCACAUGACCAAGAUUCACUGAGAUCAUCUCCAACGAUUGUGAUCAUGUGUGACACCCUCCAAGUUGUUGCUUGCCUACGCCGAGAGCAGAAAAAUAAUACGUGAUGAUUUUUAACUUUACAAAAUUUAAUGUACCUUGUGCAUUGUUCCAUUGUGGUGCUCUGUGUUGGCUCUGAGUAACUGUAUCGUUCGUCUUUUUAACUAGUUAAGGAGAGACCUCAGCAAUAGACUUAUACUAUAUUAAACGUGGUCGUCGUCAUCGUCGUUAGUUUCAUAUUCUAGAGCCGAGCGUUGGUGGUUGCUAUGGUGCGGCCGUCUUGCAGAUCCAUUGUGUAAAAUUGCUUGUGCAGUGCUCAUGAGCAGGACAAUAAUAAAGAUUACUACAUUUGUGCUGAUGUCUGUCAUCGUAUUGCUGGUGAUAUUAGCCAGCAUUGAAUCAAUUGUAUUAUAGACCGUUUAUCAUUUAUCAUUCUUGUUGUAUUUCAUGUGGCAACACUUUUCCUCUUUUUUUUUUGUCUUUCUCAUUUUGCAAUGUGUUACAUUGAGAAGUAUUGUAUAUAAUUCAUAUUGUUAUUUCAUUGGGUUUUUUUUUUUUUUUUUUUUUUUUUGGCUAGUUGACUGAUAUUUUGUUCGUACUACAAGAAGUUAAUCAAAAUGUGUUAUGUUUUAAACAUACCAAAAUUAAUUCAUGUUUGAUGUUUUAUAAGUGUUGAGGUAACCAUUGUUUGUCAUUAAAUGAGCAUUUUUUGGUCAGUUCACGAAUCUGACUAAACUGGUUGUGCCGAUUACUGUGAAUUUAUUAUGUUUCCUGGGCUGACGACAAUUAUCUGGGAUUUCAAGGUACCGUAAUACCAAAGUAAAAUUAUUUAUAGGAGCGUGACUAUAGUGGGGGCAUCUUCAGUUGGUAAUGAACAUUUCACAAGCUGUUCUAACAAGUAUCGGCGACGUUUUACAGGUUAAUUACAAUGUUUAGGAAGAUGUCACCUACUUUGAACAAACAUCCUCUUGAAUAUGUGUGGUCCAUGUUUGUGCAAAGGUUUUAUCUACAUAAAGUCCUAAAUAUCCAAGUGCUAUUUUGGGCAUUAUUUACAAUAGGUAAUUUUCAAGGUUCUUAUCCCACCUCACAAUUACAAAUAAUCCUCAUUUUUAAAUCUCUUUAUUGUAAAUGAUUGUAAAGGUGUUUUAUUAUACUUGUGUUAAAAAACAAAUAUUGGUCCAUUAAACAAAUAUUAAUAUGAAUAUUCAAAGUAGUAUCAAUGUGCGGACAAUCUAGUUGUUAAAUGAUCAAAUGGACGCCCAAGGAUGUGAAUGAAUUCACAGUAUCUCAUUUUAUUGAACACCUGUUGGCCUUUUGCUGUACCACCACAGUUAGCCUGUCACUGAAAUGCUGCUAGCUCCACCCAUCUCAUUAGCAUAAAAUCUCGGUUCCAAACAUGUUAAAAAGAACAAACAUCAAAAAUCAUAAACUUUUGAAUAUACAUGUAGUUGUCUUACCCCAGGGAGAACUGCAUGAUGAACUACAGUUACUGCUGGUGAUUGACAGGUGGGUGGGGUCAGUGACAGGUUAAUUAAUAAGCAAAGAAAUGUGAAGGUUAAAAAUGAUAAGUUUUGACUGGAUGAAAGAAUGGGGGAAACGUGCAAUUGAAAUAUUUGUUGGAUGCACCUACAUGUAGUGAAAAGGCUGAGAAAAUCUUUCACUCACUUUUGCAUGAUAAAUGGAAGUUAAGAAAACAGUUCUAACCAGUUGGUCAGUUUGUUACACUGUUAUUAAAGUUAAUUUUGUACAGAUUUCUGAACCCUGUAUUAAUGUUUUAUAACGAUAGAUCAUGUAUAAUCUUUGAAACACAGAUCUCACUAAGUUAUGAACAUAACUUGUAAAAGUGUAUUGUUUAGUGCUGUCUUUUAUCAAGUAUAAAGGUACAAAUUUGUCUUUUACCAACUAGUAGGAAAUAACACAAGGAAUGUUGCUGUGCUGAAACACAGCCUGUUUUAAUAGUUCAAUCAUUUCCUGAAUAUAAUAAUGACAAAAUUCUUGUGGUGUAGUUGAACAAGUCUACAGCUUUGUUAUCAGGGCCAGGGAUUAUAAAGAAUCUAAAAUUCAAUAUUAAAACAGCGACUCCAAAUAUGUGCCCACAUAUGGAGUCGAGAUAUUAUCAGUAUGGAUCCUGGUCUGUUAAUGUCUAGUUGGGGUUUUAUGAAUAUGGGCCCUGCUCCUCUUAAUAUGGAGUCAGAUUUUAUGAAUAUGGACCCUGUUAACAUGGAGUCAAGUUUUGUGAAUAUGGUCCCUGGUUCUGUUGGCAUGGGCUCGAGGAUUUAUAAAUAUGGGCCCGAGGAUUUAUAAAUAUGGGCCCAGCUUCUGUUGGUUGAAAAAGAUGCAUCACAAGUUGGGUUAAUAAGAGAUACAUGUCAGUGAAAAAAGGUGUUUUAGAGUAACAAGUGAAUCAUGAAGUGUUAACAAUGAGAAGUGAAUGAAGACCAGGAAUCUCUGAAUGGGUUUUGUGUACCUUUAAAUUAAUAAAAUUCAUACAUAUAUAUAUACAUAAAUAUAUAUAUAAAUAUAUAUAAAUAUUUAUUUGUACUAUUGUAUGUGCAUACUGUUAAUGUGUAUUUCUGUAUGUGUAUUUAUCCUUAUUUGAUUCGUUCACUGCACAGUGAAAUCUUGAAUUCUUAGGGGCCAAAUGUUCAUAUCUUCAUUGAUGUGUGGGGCACAUCUUUAACCUGUAUAUGCAAUUAGGAAACUGCUUUUAUAACUGGUUGUCAAUUUUUUUUUUUUAAUUUUGUUACAUAAAGAGUUUUUUUUGUAAUGCAAUGAUGCAUCUAGAUGAAUCAAUUUUUACUCCUUUUUAAUUAUUUAUUUUUAAUUAUCUAUUUGUUCAUCUAAAAAAAAAGAAGUAAAACUAGCAAACCUAUUGAUAAAAACUUUAAUUUUACUAUGUUAAUGUAAUAUCACUAUUUAUGUUAUGCACCUGCAGUAUAACGAGCAGUCUUUUUUCUUUAUUUUAUUUUAUUGAAUAACAUAAAUGUCAGAACCAUAACUUGCCAAAAAUUGUCAUCAGGUAUUUUCAUAGGACAAUCAGUUUUGUAAAGUAAGCAUUAAAACAACAUGGUUACAACAUUCACAAGGCAGCAAAUACCACCGAUUUUUUAAUUUUAUUUUAUUUAUGAGUGAAUGUGUUUGCUAACUGCAUGCUAAUUAUAAUUAUGUGUUAGUAGUUAUGUUUCCAAUAGGACCAAGUUUUUGUCACAUUUUCUUGCAUUAGAAUUUGGACCAUAUCAUGAACAGAUUCCUCCUUGCAUAUACGAAUUAGAGAGAAAUGUGCCCAGUGUACACAGUUAUGAAAUUUUGUUUCCCUGUUAACUUUUUUCUUGAAAUAAUGUGAAUAGGUACACCUUGGAUGUCUACAGCACACCCUACAUAUAAAUAUAUGUGUACUGCUUACAUUGGUAGUUUUCACUUUGCUAGAACAAAAGCUAAUCCGAAAUGAAGUUGCUUUUCUAAACAUGAAACAUGGUUUUCCUCAAGAAAAACAAAUAUGUAAUUGUCUCUUAAAUUCUAAAAGAAAAAAACAACAUAAAAUAAGUACCAGUAGUGAGGGUGGAAUGCUCAGUUUCUUAAAAGGAUGUCUCCAGUAUUUCAUGAUUGCAGUUGCACCAGAAUUUUUAUCUUUUUGAAAAAAAAUUGCUGGGGAAAAUGUAUACCAGUUUGAAGGUACAACACCGAUUUUCACCUCAUUUAAAUUUCCACCUGUUUUAGAUAGGUUGAGUAUUUUAUUGGAAACUUAUUGAACUCUUGAGAGAAACCCAUAUUUAUGAAGUAGAAAAGUAUUCUUGAUAUUCCACAUAUGCUGUACAUUAUAAGCAAGUGUUUGUUGUCGAAGGAUGUAAAUUUAUGUGAUAUCGGCUCCAAAGAAUAUUUUCUGUUGUAGUAAAUGUAUUUUCACCAAUUAAGAUCGCACAAUUUAGGUUUUUUUAAAUUAAGACAUUCAAAUAUCCAGUUUUUUGUAUGUUUAUAAAAUAGCAAUUUUAAAAUGUUAAUCAAAUUUUCCAUUUAAUGUGUGGAUGCGACUUAAUUUGCACUGGUUUAAUUGUUUUUGUUAACAUGUAAACACAAAACAUUAUCAAAAAGCUUCUUUUUUCUCUUUUUUUAUGCUAAACAAACUUUUAAUCAAAACUAUAUUUUAUUUAUUACUGGACUUCAUAGCUAUAUUUUUUAUUGAACAUACUUCUUUCUCUCAUAUUCUGUUCAAUGUUUAUUUUCUAACAGUAAAUUGUUUUGAAAUGAUUUGUUAAACUUCUACUAGUGGGAAUUCUAGACUUGUAAAGUUUGAUGUUGUAAAAGCACAUACAACUGUGUCUGCUGUAGAUAGUGCCAUCUAGUGUUGGAUAUUUAGAGAAUUGAGAGCCUUGUAAAAUUUGCAUCUGUACAAUUCGCUUCUUCACCCAGACUACUGCCAUUGUCAACGUGUUGUCACAGUGCAUGCAUCUCAACUUGUAUUUUGUAUGUCAUGAAAUCACUGAUAAUAAUUCUGUCAAUAUGUCAGUCAGUAAGUGAAUAAAGUAAUGCUCAAAA
Messenger RNA from Gigantopelta aegis, 11890 nucleotides. Its product is annotated as tyrosine-protein phosphatase Lar-like. Gene Ontology annotation, biological process: protein dephosphorylation. NCBI's taxonomy places the organism in Eukaryota, Metazoa, Mollusca, Gastropoda, Neomphalida, Peltospiridae. The record is from RefSeq and is a predicted model, not a curated record. Gene Ontology annotation, molecular function: protein binding; protein tyrosine phosphatase activity. The coding region runs from base 779 to 6898 and encodes 2039 amino acids. The transcript is spliced from 41 exons.